AUGGCUAGACCCGAUGGGUCCAUCCCGACAUCAUCUUCGUCAUCAUCACUUCGAUCUCAGGCGCAGCGAGCCGAAGAAGCCAUCACCGCCGCGACCUCACAAAAGGCGGCACUCGCUGCCGCUAUCGAUGCCGCUGAGCAGUACAUGAGGGCCUUGCGCCUUGCAUCCCCCGAUGACAAAAAGAACUUAGAUUCCAAAUGCAAGGAACUCAUAACUCGAGCCGAAGCGAUCAAAUCCGCUACCGACUGGCGAUCAGCCGCCCAACCAAAAGCUGCUACACCUAACUUGCGGCCCCCCACAUCCACGCGAAAGCUCACUACCCGUGAAGAAAUUAUCAUACUUGAGGGUGCAAAGCUCAAUGGCUUUAUCUUCCCACCAUGGAGUCGCCCACCGGCUCCGACGGAAUUCGUAACAUAUGACGAAGAUGCCCACUUUACGGACACACCAGACUUGCACCUCUCACAAUGUCAACGCGAUAUAUUUGCCGGUUGGAAAAGACCUGCAGAUAUCCUGCUUGCCAGCCAGCAACCCAAUGGUACCGAGCCGGUCAUGUCGGUGACAGGAAUGACCGAUCUAGUACAAGAUGUACUCACAGACUGUUCUGUGGUUGCUAGCCUAUGCGCUACCACCUCCCGAUCAGAACGGGGUCUAGGAAAGCAUGCAUCCCCCGCCAUGUACCCCUGUGAAGGAGAUCCUACCAACCCGACUCUUUCACCCACUGGGAAAUACAUCUUCUCAUUCUAUUUUAAUGGCUCGUUUAGAAAGGUAGUCAUAGAUGACCGCUUGCCAUCCUCCAAAACAUCCCGGUCGCUCCAUGUGAUCGACCGGAAGAACCCCAAUUUCCUCUGGCCUGCACUUGUUGAAAAGGCUUACCUGAAAGUGCACGGUGGUUAUGAUUUCCCCGGAAGCAAUUCAGGGACCGACUUGUGGGUGCUGACCGGUUGGAUUCCCGAACAAGUCUUUUUGCAUAAUGAAGAUGCUACGUCAGACGAGAUCUGGGGCCGCUUGUUCAAGGCAUUUUCAUAUGGCGAUGUGGUGCUAACUAUUGGCACUGGAAGAUUAACCGAGCUGGAACAGCAAGGCCUGGGGUUGGUGAGCGAGCAUGACUAUGCGAUUCUGGACAUGAAGGAAGCCCAAGGGCGUCGCCAGUUCCUCUUGAAGAAUCCAUGGGCUGGCGCGGAGCCUGCAAGCAUGCGGGCCAGUCUAGAUCACCUACCGUCUCCUCUAUCGCCAGGGACCUUUUGGAUGGAUUGUGAAGAAGUCCUACAGAACUUCGAAAAUCUCUAUCUGAACUGGAACCCUGGGUUGUUCAAAUAUCGACAGGAUAUUCACUUUACCUGGGAUCUUUCCCACGGGCGUGUCAUUUCAGGAUGUUUCGUCAAAAACCCCCAAUUCUCCGUCUACAGCGAGUCUGGGGGCACCGUGUGGCUACUCCUUGGCAAACAUUUCAAAGCCGACCACCAUCACUUCAUGAAAGACGCCGACCCUAAAGACAGGGAAUUGGGCUUCAUUAGUAUUUACAUCUUCAAGGCUGAUGGCAAACGUGUAUCUCUCACCGACGGGGCACUUCAUCGGGGACCGUAUGUCGACUCUCCAAACACACUGAUGAGACUCGAGAUGCCGCCAAAGACAACAUAUACUGCCGUGAUCUCGGAGCAAUCGCUACCUUCCUCGACUCAAAACUUCACUCUGUCCGCUUUUUCAACUCAUCCCGUAUCUCUAGCGCCGUCCCGAGACAAGUACAUGUGCCUCAGCAAGGCAGUGGGUUCCUGGACUUCCUUGACAGCCGGCGGAAACGCAGAGUCAGCUCGGUACUCAUUCAACCCUCAAUUCAGCCUGCAGGUAUCCGAGAAGACGGACGUAUCUAUCCUUCUGGAAUCAGACGAAGCUGAACUCGCCAUCCACGUGAAGAUUUUCUGGUCAAAUGGUCAGCGCGUGUCGAGAGUACGCAAUCGAGAUAUUAUAGCCGACAGUGGUGACUACCGUCGCGGGUGUGCUCUGGCCGAGACCAAGUCCCUUGGGAAGGGGGUAUACACCCUCGUGUGCUCGACCUUCGCGCCAGACCAGAUUGGUCGUUUCACUCUAUGGAUCUCAUCUGACAUACCCUGCACCGUGCAAUCCUUAGCCUCCGAAUCUGCCGGUCGUCGAGUGGCUUUAUCUGACGUCGGCGUUCUCCAUCCCGGGAAAGAUAGGAUGAUGGCUUCUCUGCAGACGUCUCGUUUAACCCGACUCAAGCUCGUUGCGAGGAAUAAACUAUCGAAGAUUGGAUCUCGUUCCGUUGCGCCGUCGCCAGUAUUGAUGACUGUGGAACUCGGUCAGGGCCCAUAUAAAGAAAUCCUGGCUGCAUCAGAAGAUGGAACUUAUUGCGACGCUGCAUCGGGAGUGCGGGUGGAAGACUUUGAUUUAUCCCCGAGUCUAGAGCUUCAAAACCAGGUGUGGAUUGUGAUUGAGCGAGUUGGAGGCCCGGGAGGACAAGUUGAGGAUCAUUUUGAGGUGGAGGUGUUGUCGGAGGAGCGGGUUGAGGUCGGGGGAUGGAUUGUAGAGGAUCCAUGA
This is a messenger RNA of Penicillium cosmopolitanum, 2553 nucleotides long. Its product is annotated as calpain-like protease PalBory. The transcript is spliced from 4 exons. Lineage: Eukaryota; Fungi; Ascomycota; Eurotiomycetes; Eurotiales; Aspergillaceae. Gene Ontology annotation, molecular function: calcium-dependent cysteine-type endopeptidase activity. Gene Ontology annotation, biological process: proteolysis. The coding region runs from base 1 to 2553 and encodes 850 amino acids. The record is from RefSeq and is a predicted model, not a curated record.